GGAGCAUCCGAGGCGGGGCCGGCCGCCGGGCCCGCUUCGCCGCCCAGCUGUGGAGCGCGCUCGGAAACUUUUGUCCGCCGCCCGCUGGACCAAUUUUUCCCGAGUUCUGGGGCUUCCCUUCCUCCUCCCAUCCCGGCUCGCAGCGCGGAGCCGGGGCCCGGGUGGGGGGGGGAGGGCCGGCGUCGAGGGGCAGGGGACCCAGUGCGCCCCCCCCCAACCCGGCCUCGGGCCCGGCCCCCGGCGCCCCCUCCCCACUCGCGGUCUCUUAGGAAACUGCGACCUUAAUGGUUGCUAAGGAGCAGGGGAGGUCCUUCCCGUCGCCGGCCCCCUCCCUGGGAAGCGGCGUGUUUUCUGGAAGGGGCCGAGGGUCGCGUCGAGGAUGUGGUGACUCGCUCCCCGGCCGCUCGCGGGGCCGGGCCAGGCGCGUUGCUUCAGCUCUGUGCUCCAGAGGUGGUAGCUUUGACGUGUGACCCUGCCCACGUCUGGGCUCCAGCCGCGCCAGCCCCUCAGUAAGGAGGGCCAGCUUGAUAAGACGACGAAAACAGUGUCAACAAGUGAUACAAGAGAAGAAAAAAAAAGAAGCGAACGCAGACUCCUUUCCUACUCCACGUGGAUGAUAGCUAUAGCAGGGGAAAGUCUCAUAGUGUAUCAGUUGGGGCAGAAAAUGGAGUUCUAUGACAGAGGCUUCUUAGAAGCUUAAACCUUUGACCCAAUGACGUCAAGUUCGCCCAUUGGCUUGGAAGGUUCAGACUUGUCUUCCGUCAACACCAUGAUGUCAGCGGUAAUGAGUGUAGGGAAGGUCGCCGAGAAUGGCGGGAGCCCCCAGAGCACCAAGUCCCCCACGAAGCCUCCAGGACCAAAUCGGAUUGGCAGAAGGAACCAGGAAACGAAGGAGGAGAAGUCUUCCUAUAACUGUCCCCUGUGUGAAAAGAUUUGCACUACACAGCACCAGCUAACCAUGCACAUCCGUCAGCAUAACACGGACACUGGAGGGGCAGACCAUUCGUGCAGCAUCUGUGGGAAGUCGCUGAGUUCGGCCAGCUCCCUGGACCGCCACAUGCUGGUGCACUCUGGCGAGAGGCCGUACAAAUGUACUGUGUGCGGCCAGUCAUUCACCACCAAUGGGAACAUGCACAGACAUAUGAAGAUUCAUGAGAAGGACCCUAACAGUGCUACAGCUACGGCCCCCCCAUCCCCACUGAAGCGCCGGCGGCUGUCCUCCAAGAGGAAACUGAGUCAUGAUGCCGAGUCAGAGAAGGAAGACCCAGCACCUGCUAAAAAGAUGGUGGAAGAUGGGCAGUCGGGUGACUUGGAGAAGGUCGAUGAAGUGUUUCACUGCCCCAUAUGCUUCAAGGAGUUUGUUUGCAAGUAUGGACUGGAGACCCACAUGGAGACCCACUCAGAUAAUCCACUAAGAUGUGACAUUUGCUGCGUAACCUUUCGAACACAUCGAGGACUGCUGCGGCACAACGCACUUGUCCACAAACAACUUCCCAGGGACUCCAUGGGAAGGCCUUUCAUUCAGAACAACCCUUCCAUCCCUGCUGGCUUCCAUGACUUAGGAUUCACUGACUUCUCCUGUAGGAAGUUUCCUCGAAUUUCUCAGGCCUGGUGUGAGACAAACCUACGAAGGUGCAUCAGCGAGCAGCACCGUUUCGUCUGCGAUACGUGUGACAAGGCGUUCCCCAUGCUCUCCUCGCUCGCCCUGCACAGGCAGACCCACGUCGCCACGGACCAGGGACGGGAAAGGCUGCAGGCCAAGACCCUGCCCGGGGACGCCCUGGACCAGAAGGUCUUCCUGGCCUUGCUGGGCCUGCAGCACACCAAAGACGCCAGGCCUGCCCCUGCCGAGGAGCCCUUGCCCGAUGACAACCAAGCAAUACAGCUCCAGACACUCAAGUGUCAGCUACCUCAGGACCCCGGCUGCACCAACAUGCUGAGUCUGUCUCCUUUCGAAGCUGCUUCCUUGGGCGGCUCUCUCACGGUCCUCCCGGCUACCAAGGACAGCAUGAAGCACCUGUCCCUGCAGCCCUUCCAGAAGGGCUUCAUCAUCCAGCCCGACAGUAGUAUUGUGGUCAAGCCCAUCUCUGGCGAGUCGGCCAUCGAGCUGGCUGACAUCCAGCAGAUUCUGAAGAUGGCAGCCUCCGCCCCCCCUCAGAUCAGUCUUCCGCCUCUCUCCAAGGCCCCUGCUGCCCCUCUGCAGGCCAUCUUCAAACAUAUGCCCCCUCUGAAGCCAAAGCCCCUGGUCACCCCGCGGACGGUGGUGGCCGCGUCCACGCCCCCGCCUCUCCUCAAUGCCCAGCAGGCCUCCCCGGGCUGCAUCAGCCCCAGCCUCCCCCCGCCGCCCCUGAAGCUCCUCAAAGGCCCCAUGGAGGCAGCCUCCAGUGCCCACCUGCUGCCGUCCCCGGCCGGAGCUCAGCCAGACACCGCCGCGCAGCUCUUCCUGCAGCAGCCGCGGGUGGACCUGCCGGGCCAGGCCGAGAUGAAGACGCAGCUGGAGCAAGAUAGCAUCAUCGAGGCCUUGCUGCCCCUGAGCAUGGAGGCCAAGAUCAAGCAGGAGAUAACGGAGGGGGACCUCAAGGCCAUCAUGACCGGGCCCGGCGGCAAGAAGACGCCAGCCAUGCGCAAGGUGCUCUACCCCUGCCGCUUCUGCAACCAGGUGUUCGCCUUCUCCGGGGUGCUGCGCGCCCACGUGCGCUCCCACCUGGGCAUCUCGCCCUACCAGUGCAACAUCUGCGACUACAUCGCCGCCGACAAGGCCGCGCUCAUCCGCCACCUGCGCACGCACAGCGGCGAGCGGCCCUACAUCUGCAAGAUCUGCCACUACCCCUUCACCGUCAAGGCCAACUGUGAGCGGCACCUGCGCAAGAAGCACCUCAAGGCCACCCGCAAGGACAUCGAGAAGAACAUCGAGUACGUGAGCAGCAGCGCUGCCGAGAUGGUGGACGCCUUCUGCUCCCCGGACACGGUGUGCCGGCUGUGCGGCGAGGACCUGAAGCACUACCGCGCGCUGCGCAUGCACAUGCGCACGCACUGUGGCCGCGGCCUGGGCGGCUGCCCCAAGGGCCGCAAGCCCUUCGAGUGCAAGGAGUGCAGCGCCGCCUUCUCGGCCAAGCGCAACUGCGUCCACCACAUCUCGAAGCAGCACCUGCACGUGCCCGAGCACGACAUCGAGAGCUAUGUCCUGGCGGCCGGCGGCCUGAGCCCGGCCCACGCGGCUGCCGAGGCCUCGGGGAGGGUCGAGGACGGCGGCGGGACCUUCGGCGAACGUAAACCCCUGGCCCCCUUCCCGGAGCCGCAGAACGGCUUUCUUCACGGGGGCCCCCCCCAGCCUCUGCCUCCCCACGUCUCCGUCAAGUUGGAGCCCGCCAGCAGCUUCCCGGUGGACUUCAACGAGCCCCUGGACUUUUCCCAGAAGGGCCUGGCCCUGGUCCAGGUGAAGCAGGAGAAUGUCCCCUCCUUCCUGAGCCCCUCCUCCUCGGCGCCCUAUGACUGCUCCAUGGAGCCCAUUGACCUGUCCAUCCCCAAGAACUUCAGGAAAGGAGACAAAGAUGUGACUGCUCCCGGCAAAGCCAAGAAGCCUGAGCAGGAACCAGGGAGCGGCGAGCAGCCAUCUCCCUGUCCUCCGCCGUGCCCUACCCUGCCAGUGACCUUGGGGCCCAGCGGAAUCCUGGAAAAACCCGUGGCCUCCGCAGCCACCACUCUGGAAGCCCACGCUCAGCCCCUGCAGGGCUCUGUUCAGCUUGCUGUCCCCAUCUACUCGUCAGCUCUGGUCAACAGCUCCCCCAUCUUGGGCAAUCCCACCCUCAUCAGCAGCCCAGCGGUGUUGCGGCCGCUGCGCCCCAAGCCCCCGCUGCUCUUGCCAAAGCCCCCCGUGACAGAAGAGCUGCCCCCACUGGCCUCCAUCGCCCAGAUCAUCUCAUCUGUGUCCUCGGCCCCCACCUUGCUGAAAGCGAAGGUGGCCGACCCGGGGCCCACGAGCCCUGACAGUAACAGCACAGCUCUGGACAGCUUAGGAAGCGCGGCCCCCAGGGCUGCCGCCGCCCCUGCCAGCACCACCAGCCCAAAAGAAUCCAGCGACCCGUCCCCUCCUGCCAACAGCCCGGAGGCGCCGUCACCCACCGAGCAGGGGCCAGUGGGCUUGUCCAAGAAGAGGGGCCGGAAAAAGGGCAUGAGGAGCCGGCCCCGCUCCAGCAGCGGCGGGGUGGACCUGGACUCCAGCGGGGAAUUUGCCAGCAUCGAGAAGAUGCUCGCCACGACGGACACCAACAAGUUCAGUCCGUUUCUACAGACUACAGAGGAUGACGCUCAGGAUGAAGUGGCCGGAGCCCCCGCGGACCCCCACGGGCCCAGUGACGAAGAGCAGGGCAGCCCUCCUGAAGACAAGCUGCUGAGGGCCAAGCGGAACUCCUACGCCAACUGCCUGCAGAAGAUCAACUGUCCCCACUGCCCCCGGGUCUUCCCCUGGGCCAGCUCCCUCCAGAGGCACAUGCUCACACACACUGGUCAGAAACCCUUCCCUUGUCAAAAAUGCGAUGCCUUCUUUUCUACCAAAUCUAACUGUGAACGCCACCAGUUGCGCAAACACGGAGUUACCAACUGUUCCCUGAGAAGAAACGGGCUUAUCCCCCAGUCAAAAGAGAGUGAUGUUGGACCCCAUGAUAGCACAGAUAGCCAGUCGGACGCAGACACGCCAGCGGCGGGGGGCGAAGUGCUGGACCUCACCUCCCGCGAGAAGGAGCAGCCGACGGCCGAGGGAGCCCCUGAGCCCAGCCAGGUCCAGGAGGAGCUCCCCGCGGAGGACGUGCCGCAGGGAGCGGCCGCGCCCCCCGGGGACGCGGAGGAGCAGGGAGCCGGUGAGAGCCAGGAGCACGACGACAAGCGCGGUGUGGAGGAGAGGGACGAGGACGCGGAGGGCCCGGAGGAAGACACCGUCAGCAACAAGAGCCUGGACCUCAACCUCGCCAGCAGGCUGAUGGGCUUCAAGCUCGCCGAGGGCGACGCGGGCGCGGCGGGCAGCGGGGGCCCCGCCCCGCAGGACCAGAAGCACGCCUGCGACGUCUGCGGCAAGAGCUUCAAGUUCCAGGGGACCCUGAGCCGCCACAGGAAGGCCCAUGGCCGCGAGGAGCCCCGGGAGGACGGCCCGGGCGCCCCCGGAGGAGGGGCCGAGGGCCCGCUGCCCGGCCCCGCUGGGGCCCCCGCGCCCGAGCCGGAGGAGCAGCCGGCCCAGCCCUCGGAGGAGCCGCCGGCGGAAGCGGUGGCCUCGUCGUCGUCGGAGGCGUCGGGGGAGAAGCCGGGCGAGGAGGCGGAGGGCGCCUCGGACGGGGAGAGCGUGGCCGAGAAGAAGUCCUCGGAGAAGAGUGACGACGACAAGAAGCCAAAGACGGACUCCCCGAGAAGCGCGGCCAGCAAGGCAGACAAGAGGAAGAAGGUGUGCAGCGUGUGCAACAAGAGGUUCUGGUCCCUGCAGGACCUGACUCGGCACAUGAGGUCCCACACAGGAGAAAGGCCAUACAAGUGUCAGACCUGCGAGCGAACCUUCACCCUGAAGCACAGCCUGGUUCGCCAUCAGCGCGUCCACCAGAAGGCCAGGCACGCCAAGCAGCACGGGAAGGACAGCGACAAGGAGGAGCGGGGUGAGGAGGACAGUGAGAGCGAGUCCACCCACAGCGGCAACAACCCCGUCUCGGAAAACGAGGCCGACUCAGCUCCACCGGCCAGCAACCACGUGGCUGUCACCCGGAGCCGGAAGGAGAGCCUGGCCAACGCCACCAAGGAUCCCGGCCUCAGGGAGGAGCGGGCGGCAGGGCGGACGGCGGGUGCCGGCCAGGCUGAAGCCGGCAGGAGUGCUCCCAAGGCCGCUCCAGCAGGCAGCCCCAAGGAGCAGGCGUCUCAGGGUGACCCUGACCCGGAGAGCCCGGCGGCCGUCGGGCAGGACCUGCCAGAGCUGCAAGGCAAGAGGCCCGCCCACCCCAUCCUGGCCGCGGACGGUGCCUCGCCACUCCUGGGGAUGGAAUGACAGCCCAUCGUGUCCCCCCCACCAGCACACAGACGAAAGCCAGCAGAGCAGAGUGUCCUGAAUCUGUAUUUCAUGAGGUUUCCCCAGUGCCCUUCAGCUGUAGGGGAGCGAGAGAGAGAGAGACAGAGAGAAUGAGAGACACGAGCAGGAGGGGGCCGUCUCACCCGGUGCCAUAGCCUUACGUCUCUGCGCAGGAGACGCAGCAUGCACACUUCCAGUGCCUUAAGUACUCACCAGCCCUUCGGUGUCAGCCUGGGUGUUGUGUUUCCCCAAAAUGACUUUUUGAAAAACAAAGCAAAUAUUUUAAUGAAUUAUUUGGAGAGGACCUUUUCAUUUAAGCAUUAACGUUACCUUCUGUAUUGGUGUGUGUGAGCUUGUUCUUGCGAAUCUGUGAUAGUAACGUAUGUUCUGUGAGCUGGAAACAGAAGAAAAAAAAAAUAUGCCCUUGGAUACCCAUAGCCAAUAACUGGAAGAAAAUGAUGUGAAUUUCGUGUAAAUUACCAGAGGAACUAUGGAUAAGAUGUUCUUUUUUCUCUCAAAUAGACCUUUUUCUUGUUCUGUUUGCUACCGGCGGAGCUGUAAUUUGGUCCUCGGUAAGGCGGGGUGUGGUUGAUGAAGGUUUCCAAUUUGGUGCCAGCCAAAACCGAGAAAGAUUCGAGCUUCAACCUCGUACGUGUUUUCAGCGUUAGACAUGGUAUUACCGUGCAAGUGUCGAGACAUCCAUUCUUAACUUCCCGAGAAGAGUUAUGCUGGCAACUUUAGCCUAUGGAGAACAUGCACAGAUGUCCUGUAUCUGAUUCCCCCCCUUUUGGUAUAUGUAUUAUUAAUAUUAUUAUUAUUAUUAUUAUUAUUAGUUCAUCAGUUUGCUGGUCUCUGCAGUCAGCAGAAACAAAUGGGCAAUAUUUGUCCAGGGAGACCUGGGCUGCCCCCGGGUCCCUGUGUGGGCAUCUGCCCGCAGCUUUCCUUGCCUCCCCGCCCCCCCACUCCCGGGUGGUAGCUCUUCUACUGUACUUAGACAAGCUUUCUUCCGUGACUGCAGAAUCCAGCGGGGGCCGGGCUCCUGAACGGCCGGCCGAAGAGCAGCUCAGAGAGGGGAGAGCAAGGGUGCACGCACCCGGGGCUUCUGAGAAAGCCAGGCAGCGAGAAGACCUGCCCCUCACCGGUCUUCCUGCCAAACCCAGCCCAAGCCUUACCCGCCUGUGCUACUGUUGUUUGCAAAGCGAGGAAGUAACUACUGCUGGUAAUAAAACUGCACCUGCAAGAUUGGAAGAUGAGAAAUAGAUGUGCAUUUACCUUCCUGUGACUGGGGUUGGUGCUUGAAGCGGAACAUGCUGUUUCUAGUGUUCCUGAAAUAGCCCGAACCCCUGGGUGCGAAAAGGCAGGAAUUUUUUUUUUUUUUUUUUUUUUUUCCCCAUGAGCAUCCCAUGCAGGCGAUAGAAUUCCCUCACUGUAGCCACCAGCAGUGACAAGAAGUAUUGCCCUACUGUAGCUGAGCUUGCGUUCAGCGUCCUGUCCCUCAGCCGAGACCUCUAGGGCACCCGAGCCUUGCGCUGCCAGGGGCCUCCUGUGCUGCUCCACUGGCCAGACCCGCUCGCCUUCCCCUGGCCACCCCUCCUCCCCGCAUCCCAGCCCCUUCCGCCCCCCCCGAAUCUCCCCCCUCUGCCGACACUCACCAACACACACACACACAGACCCUUUUCUCCCCACUUCCUUACCGAUUUCUCGAUUUCUAGUGGCCAAAAUCCCAACUGCCCAGACUUCAAAGAAAGAUGUCUAUUCUUUUGGGAUAACGACGCACGAUCUCUUUGCAUGUGAAAGGAAAAAGGUUGAGGUAUCUAUGACUUUUAACUGUAUUGGGGAUGUCUGAACCCGAGGUUUGAUUUACUCUAGAUGAAUACAAAUCAGAACCAAUGAUCCCGUUAUCACUAUAUACCCAGUGUGGUUUGCUUAGUUAAAAAACCAGUUCGUGCAUCCCUUCAUUUUUUUUUUAUGACGAUUGUUAUUGUUAUUAUUGUUGUUGUUAUUACUUGGGGUAUCUUGUGUUUUGUUUUUCUCUGCAGCUCUCCACACUAAAUGUCGCGACUCUGUGGAGAGAAGCCAUGACUUAGCGCGUGGUGAGAUGUAGCAGGAAUGGGCCCGGCCGCGUGGCCAGGGGCCAUAGCUUGCCAUAAUCACUAUUGAUUUAAAGCUUUAUUUAGCCUCCAUCUGUACCCUCGUAGUCGAUAAGGUCUUGCCACAUUUUAUUAGUGAGGUUGAGAAAUGUAUUACUUGUUUGUCGUUCUCCCUCCCCCCUCCCCCAGUAUUAAACUGUGAAAUUUGUGAUUUGUUUAAACUCUGGGUGAAUCAUAGUUUAGUUUGCAUGUCCAGCUAAUUUGUUUCUAUACAUUUUGUUUGAUUCUCUUUCUCCUUCUCUCAGGGCUUUUACAAAAAAAAAAAAAAGUAUAUAUAUAUAUAUAUCCAUAUAUAUAUAUAUAUGGAUCUUCUGAAAAGUUUUUUGAGGUGCAAGUGUUUCUCUUGUUUUUCUCUUUGAUUUAUGGACACAAUGCUGAGAUUCAAUCACUACAUGAAACCCCUGGCUGUGAACACAAAAUAGAAGCCCCGGGGCUGUUUUCCACACAGCCCCGGGGGAAGCUACGUGACAGUCAGAUGCCAGUUUCAGAAAAGAUGCAUCGUACCUUCUUCCACCCUCUUUGUCUCUGUCCUCUCUUUCUUCAAGAAGGAAGUUGAUCCCAGUGAUUUCAGCCCAUGCAUUAAACAGGAAACAAUAAUAAACGUGUAGAAUUCAUAUUUUUCUAAAGGGAACUUAACUGCUGCUACGUGUUAUGUACAAAACCGGUUUAUGCCACAUGAACAGAAUCACAAGUUUGGUUUUGGUACUUUUGGUUCCUCUUUGUAUUCAGUUGUAUAGUACUUCCAAAUUCAGAAUGAGAAGAAAAGCUGUUCUGUAUCAAACCAUCUAAGCAAUAAAUGUUAUAUUUUAAAAAUGGCAA
Mirounga angustirostris (Northern elephant seal) is the source of this 9009-nucleotide messenger RNA. RefSeq names its product ras responsive element binding protein 1 (gene RREB1). Bases 713 to 6019 code for a protein of 1768 amino acids. Gene Ontology annotation, molecular function: RNA polymerase II cis-regulatory region sequence-specific DNA binding; DNA-binding transcription activator activity, RNA polymerase II-specific. Gene Ontology annotation, biological process: regulation of transcription by RNA polymerase II. The record is from RefSeq and is a predicted model, not a curated record. Gene Ontology annotation, cellular component: nucleus. Lineage: Eukaryota; Metazoa; Chordata; Mammalia; Carnivora; Phocidae. The transcript has 13 exons.